Xenopus laevis (African clawed frog) is the source of this 1153-nucleotide messenger RNA. Its product is annotated as thioredoxin. The coding region runs from base 10 to 396 and encodes 128 amino acids. The record is from RefSeq and is a predicted model, not a curated record. The transcript is spliced from 5 exons. Lineage: Eukaryota; Metazoa; Chordata; Amphibia; Anura; Pipidae.
CCACCUUUAAUGUUUCUGUAUAUUAAAGAGCACAAGGCUAAGGACUUUAAUCUGCAAAGUGAGCAAACUGACGUGAAGAUGGUUAGAAUCAUCAAAAACAUGGAGGAAGUCCAACGUGCACUCCAAGAAUCUGGUGAGAAACUUGUGGUAAUUAAGUUUUUUGCACAAUGGUGUGGCAACUGUAGAAGAAUUGCCCCAGAAUUUGAAAAGCUAAUUCGUGAUUAUCCUGGCACUGUGUUUUGCCAAGUAGAUGUGGAUGAUGCAUCAAUUCUGUCUCAACAAUAUCAAAUCCGAUCUGUGCCAACAUUCAUUUUCUACAAGGGUCUGCAAAAGAUUGAAGAGUUCACUGGCGCUGAUGCAAUGAAACUAAGGAAUUCAGUUCAGAUGUUCUGCUGAACCGUCAAUGUUUACAGAACUAUUUCCAAAUAUAAUGCUUAUUUCUUUAUCUGUUUUUCUCAGAAAACAUUUGACUUCUUGUAUAAGUGUAUACAUCUGUCUGAUAUUGGCAAAAAAAAAUUAAUUAUAUAAUAUAUUUAUAAUAUAUAUUAUAUAUAUUUAUUAAGAUUGUGGCAAACAAUUGUGUUGAAAAAGCAGUGGUGUUCAUCCAUUGCUGCUAUUUAUAUUUUUUCCCUAAGUUUUAAUGGCUUGUAAAAAAAAAGUGUUUAAAAAUACGGGUAUUGGAUCCGUUAUAUGGAAACCUGUUAUCCAGAAAGCUCUGAAUUACAGAAAGGCCAUCUCCAUUUUAAAUCAAAUAGUUCAUAUUUUUAGAAUGGAUUUUUUUUUCUCUGUAAUAAUAAAACAGUAGCUUAAACUUGAUCCAACCCAAGAUAAUACAUUCUUAUUUGAUGCAAAACAAUUCUAUUGGGUUUAUUUAAUGUUUAAAUUCAUUUUAGGGAGACAAUUACGGAAAGAUCCCUCAUCUGGAAAACCCAGGUCCAGAGCUUUCUGGAUAAUAGGUCCCAUACCUUUACAGCAUUUGGUCAGAAAAUACACACCCUUAGAGCCAUAGCACACAGAAAGUUGUUGCCUGUGGUUAAAUCAUCCGAAGGUGCAAAGUUAUCACCGUUACAAAUAGACCAUUUUUCUGAUGUAAAUAAUUUUACACAGUUUGACAAAUAAUGUGCAACUGUCACUGCAAUUAAAGGGGAGCUAU